AUGGAUAAGUUUGAGGAAAAGCAGAUUUUCUUAGACAUUGCAUGCUUUUUCAACGGCGUAGAGAGCACAGCCGCAACAUUUGUGUGGAAAGAUUGUGGUCUUUUCCCUGAAAACGGACUCGCUGCUCUCACUGAUAUGUCUCUGUUGAAGAGAGACCAUCACGACAUUCUUCGGAUGCAUGACCUGAUCAGAGAUCUUGGAAGGGAAAUCGUCCGAGAGGAGAAUUAUCUGAAUGCAGGAAGCUUGAAGAAGGCCAGAGUGUUGUGCUUGUUGAACUGCCCAAGGCUGGUUGAGAUCCAAGGUCCCAACGCACUGGAGUCUCUGGAAAGCAUAAGGAUUGGCCAGUGCAGUUCCCUAGUAAGGUUGCCUAAUCUCUUGAAGUUGAAAAAGUUGAGGACCAUGGAACAUAGAUUCUGCAGGUCACUAGCGGAUUUGCCUCCUCUGUCUCUGGUAGCCUUCGACGAUUGUCAUCCAGUAGUCGACAGAUGCGAUAAGCUAUCCGACUACAAUGGCCCUUGCUGUCUUUGCAAAAACAAAAGGAAAUGGCCGAACCCCCGUUCGCGCCUAUGA
This is a messenger RNA of Rhodamnia argentea, 570 nucleotides long. Its product is annotated as TMV resistance protein N-like. Gene Ontology annotation, biological process: defense response. The transcript is spliced from 2 exons. Bases 1 to 570 code for a protein of 189 amino acids. The record is from RefSeq and is a predicted model, not a curated record. Lineage: Eukaryota; Viridiplantae; Streptophyta; Magnoliopsida; Myrtales; Myrtaceae.